AUGAUUGAGCAAAUCGCCUUAAAAUUUUCCUGGAUUCAUCCGGUGCUUUUCUAUGAGAAAAUGUUCUGGGAAGACGAGCUUCUGGAAUCAGGAUUUUGUAAAAUGAUGGUCACUGUAAGAUGUUUUCAAUUUCGAGAAAUAUCUUGGUUGAAAAUGGUAUUUACUAUGGGUUUAUUUGUUCGCGCAUCUAAUAAACAAUCAAAUUUGAAGCCCAACCCACGAAUCUUGUCAAACGAUCGACUUAGCGGUACAGCAAUGCGGAGUUUGUUGCGACAAGCUCUGGGUUUAUUUGUUCGCGCAUCCAAUAAACAAUCAAAUUUGAAGCCCAACCCACGAAUCUUGCCAAACGAUCGACUUAGCGGUACAGCAAUGCGGAGUUUGUUGCGACAAGCUCUGGUCGAUAAUGUUGGCACUGAUCGAGCUGGUUGGUUUAUUUUUGAGGCUUGA
This is a messenger RNA of Gongylonema pulchrum, 447 nucleotides long. NCBI's taxonomy places the organism in Eukaryota, Metazoa, Nematoda, Chromadorea, Rhabditida, Gongylonematidae. The record is from the annotation of a GenBank genome assembly.